GGUGGGCAGUUUCUGAAUAGCAGACAGUACUCAACACAGUCACUCACACGCACGCAUACUAAAAAACAUUCCUUUGUGAUUUUAAGUGUUGAGGAAAGCUGUUGAAGAACCACCAGAGAGGAGAAUGCCUGCCGCCGGCCUGGAGCUACUGGGGGUAACGUUGGCGGUGCUUGGAUGGGUGGUCAGCAUCGUGGCCUGUGCCCUGCCCAUGUGGAGGGUGACGGCUUUCAUCGGGGUCAACAUCGUGACAGCGCAGGUCAUAUGGGAAGGCAUCUGGAUGAGCUGUGUGGUCCAGAGCACGGGGCAGAUGCAGUGCAAGGUGUACGACUCCAUGCUGGCCCUGCCCCAGGACCUGCAGGCCGCCCGCGCUCUGGAGGUCAUCGCUAUAAUCAUGGGGAUCCUGGCCCUGCUGGUCGCCAUCGUGGGGGCCAAGUGCACCAACUGCGUGGAGGACGAGACCACCAAGGCCAAGGUGAUGAUCGCAGCAGGGGUUAGCUUCAUCGUCGCCGCAGUGAUGCAGCUCAUUCCAGUCUGCUGGUCCGCUCACACCAUCAUCAUGGAGUUCUACAACCCCCUGGUCAUCGAUGCGCAGAAGAGGGAGAUCGAAACGAUGUCUGCUGGGCUAGAGAUUGUGGGGAUCGCCCUGGGCGUGGUGGGGUGGAUCAUCGGCAUUGUGGCCUGCGCCAUGCCCAUGUGGAAGGUGACGGCUUUCAUCGGGAGCAACAUCGUGACGGCGCAGGUGAUCUGGGAGGGCCUGUGGAUGAACUGCGUGACACAGAGCACCGGGCAGAUGCAGUGCAAGGUGUACGACUCCAUGCUGGCCCUGCCCCAGGACCUGCAGGCGGCCCGCGCCCUCACAGUCAUCUCCAUCAUCGUGUCCGUGCUGGCUGUCCUGAUCUCCAUUGUGGGGGCCAAGUGCACCAACUGCAUCGAGGACGAGGCGUCGAAGGCCAAGGUGAUGAUAAUCGCCGGCAUCUUCUUCAUCGUGGCUGGAGUUAUGCAGCUGGUUCCCAUGUGCUGGACCGCCAACACCAUCAUCAGGGACUUCUACAACCCCCUGCUGACCGACGCCCAGAGGAGGGAGCUGGGCGCGUCCCUCUACAUCGGCUGGGCAUCGGCUGCCCUCCUGAUCAUUGGAGGGGCCAUGCUGUGCUGCUCCUGUCCACCCAAAGAAGAGAAGAGGUACAACCCCUCCAGGAUGGCUUACUCUGCCCCACGCUCAACAGGCGGGGCAGGCUAUGACAAGAAAGACUAUGUUUGAAUGACCCAAACUGCACUCUCCUGUCAGGAAUUUUAACCCCCCCCCCCCCCCCCCCCAAAACCCCCAACUUCCUUCGCCCUUUUAUGCGGUAGAAAGUGAACGCUAAAACGGGCACCAUGACAGACUCCGCAAUGAAGGGAUAUGUCUGCUAUUGCUUUUUGCUUGUUUGUGAUCUGUUGCAGCGCAUUUCUUUUCAAAGAGCCAUCAAGCUUGACCUGUAUCUCAUCUGCCCUCUCUGUGUCAGGUAGAAGGUAAAUGCUGGACACUGUGAGAGGACUUCCUGCUACAUUUACUUUUACUGAAAACAUGGAACUUAUGUUCAUGUUACAUUUACUUAUAUGGAAAACUGUUUAUGUGUGUGUAAAAUGAGUAAAACACUCGAACAAAUGAAAUAUGUUACUUACUUGUGGAUGUAAUAGCUAUAACUGACUGUGGAUGCUUAUCUGUAUGAUGUAUAGUGUACGUGCUACUCUGAGCAAUUAAUUUAUUUGAUUUUGUUGAUAAAAACCUAAAAAGCUACAAAGAAUUUCAAAAUGUGAAAAUCCUUGUGUCACAAAUUUUUUUUAUAUCAAAAAUGCAUUUCUAUAACAUUAUACAACAUACAAUUUCACAUUUGCAUGGAAGUACUUAUGUUCCUGUUACUGUCUGAAAUGUCGCUAACAAAAUUACGGAAGGAGCGGAUGAGAUCAGUGUGAGCAUAUCAUCUGCGAAACAGUAAUAUAUUAUGCUUUCUCCUCACAUGCCUGUCGCGGUUUUUGGCAGUAUAAACUGUAUAUAUUUGUUGUUAAAUAGGCUGUGCUGUUUUUUGUCACAUUUCUUAUUUGUUUUGUUGAGUUUUUAUUCCACAGCACGUUUUGUAGCUGUGGCCUUAAUACGGUUUUGAAAUUGUAUACAUGUUUUGUUGUCAGGUCCUAAAGGGUGAAUAUCAUAUCCUGUGAACACAGUGCAGUCUCCUGAGCUUUGAGUCUCAGAGACUAGCUGGUGUAUUUUACACAAAGAUCCCAAAGCUGUUCGGUGAACGAGCACAGCCAGGAAGCACACAGGGGGGAGAUUACUUUUCACUGCGUAUGGAAAGCAGGCUGCCGGCACACCUGUGCACAGCCAGAGUGCCACUGCUAUGAGUGUCCUCCAUUUCAAAUGGGAGAUUCUGACCCUGUUUUGCUGUUUUUAUUUUUCAAUAAAUCAAUUGCUAUGUUUGUA
This is a messenger RNA of Anguilla rostrata (American eel), 2461 nucleotides long. Its product is annotated as claudin-3-like. Bases 125 to 1261 code for a protein of 378 amino acids. Gene Ontology annotation, cellular component: bicellular tight junction; plasma membrane. Lineage: Eukaryota; Metazoa; Chordata; Actinopteri; Anguilliformes; Anguillidae. The record is from RefSeq and is a predicted model, not a curated record. The transcript is spliced from 2 exons. Gene Ontology annotation, molecular function: structural molecule activity. Gene Ontology annotation, biological process: bicellular tight junction assembly; cell adhesion.